This is a messenger RNA of Cavia porcellus (domestic guinea pig), 688 nucleotides long. It is a transcript of the gene Rpl26, whose product is annotated as ribosomal protein L26. Gene Ontology annotation, molecular function: RNA binding; structural constituent of ribosome. Gene Ontology annotation, biological process: cytoplasmic translation; ribosomal large subunit biogenesis. NCBI's taxonomy places the organism in Eukaryota, Metazoa, Chordata, Mammalia, Rodentia, Caviidae. Gene Ontology annotation, cellular component: ribosome; cytosolic large ribosomal subunit. Bases 214 to 651 code for a protein of 145 amino acids. The transcript has 4 exons. The record is from RefSeq and is a predicted model, not a curated record.
ACCUACCUACUUGCAGGAGGGAUGCUGCAGUUCUCCUCCGAGUCACCAGGUGACGCUAGUCAUCACUUGCUUUCUGUUUCCGCUCCUCGCUGAAAUCCCGUGCCGCUCUUCUAAAAGACAUCGGUCUCGCGAGGUUUGUCGAAACUUACCGAACCGGAAGCAAAGCGUCGCCCUUUCCCUUUUGCGGCCAUCGCUGGAGUUGCAGCCGCCAAAAUGAAGUUCAAUCCUUUUGUGACUUCGGACCGAAGCAAGAACCGCAAAAGGCAUUUCAAUGCACCGUCGCACAUUCGCAGGAAGAUUAUGUCCUCCCCUCUUUCCAAAGAGCUGAGACAGAAAUACAAUGUUCGAUCUAUGCCCAUCCGAAAGGAUGAUGAGGUUCAGGUUGUGCGAGGACACUAUAAAGGUCAGCAGAUUGGCAAAGUGGUCCAGGUUUACAGGAAGAAGUACGUCAUCUACAUCGAACGGGUGCAGCGGGAGAAGGCAAAUGGCACAACUGUCCAUGUGGGCAUUCACCCCAGCAAGGUGGUCAUCACCAGGCUAAAACUGGACAAAGACCGCAAAAAGAUCCUGGAACGGAAAGCCAAGUCUCGCCAAGUAGGAAAGGAAAAGGGCAAAUACAAGGAGGAGACCAUUGAGAAGAUGCAGGAGUGAAGUCUGUGUAACCUUGAUUAAAGCCUGCUCCCAGGAA